Cebus imitator (Panamanian white-faced capuchin) is the source of this 5906-nucleotide messenger RNA. It is a transcript of the gene SNED1, whose product is annotated as sushi, nidogen and EGF like domains 1. Gene Ontology annotation, cellular component: plasma membrane; protein-containing complex. Lineage: Eukaryota; Metazoa; Chordata; Mammalia; Primates; Cebidae. The record is from RefSeq and is a predicted model, not a curated record. The coding region runs from base 227 to 4489 and encodes 1420 amino acids. The transcript has 32 exons. Gene Ontology annotation, biological process: cell-matrix adhesion; heterophilic cell-cell adhesion; axon guidance. Gene Ontology annotation, molecular function: protein binding; calcium ion binding.
GGCCCCGAACGCGCUCCCGCCGGCGCCUUCCACCGCGGAGCGGCAGCGAGAGCGCGGCCCGGCCGAGCGGGCGCAGAACGCGGAGCCCCCGACGGCGCGGCCACCCGGCCCCCGCCCCGCGCCCCCCGCGCCCCCCGCGCCCCCCGCGCCCCCCGCACCCCGCGCGCAGCCUCGGCCCCGGCGCCCCCUCCCCGCCCUCCCCGCCCCGUCCCGCGCUCACCCCGCGAUGCGGCUCGGCGUCGUCUGGGCGCUGCUGGCGGCCGCGGCCCUGGGGCUCGGGGCGCGCGGGGUGCGCGGCGCGGUGGCGCUCGCCGACUUCUACCCGUUCGGCGCGGAGCGCGGCGACGCCGUCACCCCCAAGCAGGACGACGGCGGCUCGGGGCUGCGGCCGCUCUCGGGGCCCUUCCCGUUCUUCGGCGCGCGGCACUCCGGGCUCUUCGUAAACAACAACGGGAUCAUCUCCUUCCUGAAGGAGGUUUCUCAGUUCACCCCGGUGGCCUUCCCCAUCGCCAAGGACCGCUGCGUGGUGGCGGCCUUCUGGGCAGACGUGGACAACCGGCGUGCAGGCGACGUGUACUACCGGGAAGCCACCGACCCAGCCACGCUGCGCCAAGCCACAGAGGAUGUCAGGCGCUACUUCCCUGAGCUCCCGGACUUCUCCGCCACCUGGGUUUUUGUUGCCACCUGGUACCGAGUGACCUUCUUUGGCGGCAGUUCUUCAUCCCCCGUCAACACGUUCCAGACGGUGCUCAUCACAGACGGCAGGCUCUCCUUCACCAUCUUCAACUACGAGUCCAUCACGUGGACCACAGGCACACACGCCAGCAGCGGGGGCAACGCCACCGGCCUGGGGGGCAUCGCAGCGCAGGCUGGCUUCAACGCGGGCGACGGCCAGCGCUACUUCAGUAUCCCCGGCUCGCGCACGGCGGACAUGGCCGACGUGGAGACCACCACCAACGUGGGCGUGCCCGGGCGCUGGGCGUUCAGAAUCGAUGAUGCCCAGGUGCGCGUGGGGGGCUGCGCCCAUACAACCUCCGUGUGCCUGGCCCUGCGCCCCUGCCUCAACGGCGGCAAGUGCAUUGACGACUGCGUCACGGGCAACCCCUCCUACACCUGCUCCUGCCUCUCGGGCUUCACUGGGCGGAGGUGCCACCUGGACGUGAACGAAUGCGCCUCCCAGCCCUGUCAGAACGGCGGCACCUGCGCUCACGGCAUCAACAGCUUCAGCUGCCAGUGCCCGGCCGGCUUUGGGGGACCUACCUGUGAGACAGCCCAGUCCCCCUGUGACACCAAAGAGUGUCACAAUGGUGGCCAGUGCCGGGUGGAGAGGGGCUCUGCGGUGUGCGUGUGCCAGGCUGGAUAUACCGGAGCCGCCUGCGAGACAGAUGUGGAUGACUGCAGCUCUGAGCCCUGCCUGAAUGGAGGCUCCUGUGUCGACCUCGUGGGGAAUUACACCUGCUUGUGCGCAGAGCCCUUCACGGGACCUCACUGCGAGACAGGAGACCGCCCAGUUCCUGACGCCUGCCUCUCGGCCCCUUGCCACAAUGGGGGCACCUGUGUGCACGCGGACCAGGGCUACGUGUGCGAGUGCCCCGAAGGCUUCAUGGGCCUGGACUGCAGGGAGAGAACCUCCAGUGGCUGUGAGUGCCACAACGGAGGCAGUUGCAUGGGCACCAACACCACCCUCUGCCAGUGUCCCCCGGGAUUCUUUGGGCUCCUCUGUGAAUUUGAAAUCACAGCCAUGCCCUGCAACAUGAACACACAGUGCCCAGAUGGGGGCUACUGCAUGGAGCACGGCGGGAGGUACCUGUGCGUCUGCCACACCGACCACAAUGCCAGCCACUCCCUGCCAUCACCCUGCGACUCGGACCCCUGCUUCAACGGAGGCUCCUGCGACGCCCAUGACGACUCCUACACCUGCGAGUGCCCGCGCGGGUUCCACGGGAAGCACUGCGAGAAAGCCCAGCCACACCUGUGCAGCUCAGGGCCCUGCCGGAACGGCGGCACGUGCAAGGAGGCGGGCAGUGAGUACCACUGCAGCUGCCCCUACCGCUUCACCGGGAGGCACUGUGAGAUAGGGAAGCCAGACUCGUGUGCCUCUGGCCCCUGUCACAACGGUGGCACCUGCUUCCACUACAUUGGCAAAUACAAAUGUGACUGUCCCCCAGGCUUCUCCGGGCGGCACUGUGAGAUAGGACCCUCCUGCAUUCUGGCAGCCCCCUCCCCCUGCUUCCGGAGCCCGUGUGUGAAUGGGGGCACCUGUGAGGACCGAGGCACGGACUUCUUCUGCCACUGCCAAGCUGGGUACAUGGGACGCCGGUGCCAGGCAGAGGUGGACUGCGGCCCCCCGGAGGAGGUGAAGCACGCCACGCUGCGCUUCGACGGCACGCGGCUGGGCGCCGUGGCCCUGUAUGCAUGUGACCGAGGCUACAGCCUCAGCGCCCCCAGCCGCAUCCGGGUCUGCCAGCCACAGGGUGUCUGGAGUGAGCCUCCCCAGUGCCUCGAAAUUGACGAGUGCCGGUCGCAGCCGUGCCUGCACGGAGGCUCUUGCCAGGACCGCGUCGCCGGGUACCUGUGCCUCUGCAGCGCUGGCUAUGACGGUGCCCACUGCGAGCUGGAGAGGGAUGAGUGCCGAGCUCAGCCCUGCAGAAACGGAGGCUCCUGCAGGAACCUCCCAGGGGCCUUUGUCUGCCAGUGCCCUGCAGGCUUCGCUGGAGUCCGCUGUGAGACAGAGGUGGAUGCCUGCGACUCCAGCCCCUGCCAGCACGGAGGCCGGUGUGAGAGCGGCGGCGGGGCCUACCUGUGCGUCUGCCCGGAGGGCUUCUUCGGCUACCACUGCGAGACAGUGAGUGACCCCUGCUUCUCCAGCCCCUGUGGGGGCCGCGGCUACUGCCUGGUCACCAACGGCUCCCACAGCUGCACCUGCAAAGUGGGCUACACGGGCCAGGACUGCGCCAAAGAGCUCCUCCCACCGACGGCCCUCAAGAUGGACAGGGUGGAGGAGAGUGGGGUCUCCAUCUCCUGGAACCCGCCCGACGGCCCAGCGGUCAGGCAGAUGCUGGACGGCUAUGCGGUGACGUACGUCUCCUCCGACGGCACCUACCGCCGCACGGACUUUGUGGACAGGAGCCGCUCCUCACACCAGCUCCGGGCCCUGGGGGCCGGCAAGGCCUACAACAUCUCCGUCUUCUCGGUCAAGCGUAACACCAACAACAAGAAUGACAUCAGCAGGCCUGCGCUGCUGCUGGCCCGCACGCGACCCCGCCCUGUGGACAGCUUCGAGGUCACCAAUGUGACAGCCAGCACCAUCUCGGUGCAGUGGGCCCUGCACAGGAUCCACCACGCCACAGUCAGUGGGGUCCGCGUGUCCAUCCGCCACCCUGAGGCCCUCGGGGACCAGGCCACCGACGUGGACAGGAGUGUGGACAGGUUCACCUUUGGGGCCCUGCUGCCCGGGAGGAGGUACACCAUCCAGCUGGCCACCCUCAGUGGGCUCAGAGGAGAGGAGCACCCCACGGAGAGCCUGGCCACUGCACCAGCACAUGUGUGGACCCGGCCCCUGCCUCCAGCAAACCUGACGGCCGCCCGAGUCACGGCCACCUCUGCCCACGUGGUCUGGGACGCCCCGACUCCAGGCAGCCUGCUGGAGGCUUACGUCAUCAAUGUGACCACCAGCCAGAGCGCCAAGAGCCGCUACGUCCCCAGUGGGAAGCUGGUGUCCUACACACUGCGGGACCUGCUGCCGGGGCAGCGGUACCAGCUGUCCGUGACGGCGGUGCAGAGCACGGAGCAGGGACCGCUGCACAGCGAGCCCGCGCACCUGUACAUCAUCACCUCCCCCAGCGAUGACACCGACAGGCGCUGGCACCAGGGAGGCCACCACCCUCGGGUGCUCAGGAACAGACCGCCCCCAGCACGCCUGCCGGAACUGCGCCUACUCAAUGACCACAGUGCCCCCGAGGCCCCCACCCAGCCCCCCAGGUUCUCGGAGCUUGUGGACGGCAGAGGAAGAGUGAGCACCAGGUUCGGCGGCUCCCCCAGCAAAGCAGCUGCCGUAAGACCACAGCCCACAGCCAUGGCGCCGCUCAAGAACACGGAGGAAGCCCCCAAGCAGGGGAGCCUGGCCCUCCAGCUCCUUGAACACGGCGACAGGGACAUGGAAAACGCCCCUGGGAACUGUUCAGAAAACCCCUGUCAGAAUGGAGGUACCUGUGUACCCGGCACGGACGCCCACAGCUGUGACUGCCGGCCAGGGUUCAAAGGCAGACGCUGUGAGCUGGCCUGUAUAAAGGUGUCCCGCCCCUGCACAAGGCUGUUCUCCGAGACCAAGUCCUUUCCCGUCUGGGAGGGAGGCGUCUGUCACCACGUGCAUAAACGAGUCUACAGAGUUCACCAAGACAUCUGCUUCAAAGAGAGCUGUGAAAGCACAAGCGUCAAGAAAGCCCCAAACAGGAAACAAAGUAAGAGUCAGACACUGGAGAAAUCUUAAGGAUUUAAGACGUUCUUGUUACACCCCACCAACCUCAAAAGUUUCUAAAACCCAGGAAGAUGAGGUCUCAAAACUGGAUGAGAUAGGAUACCCUGAGAGAAAAUGUCCUAGCUGGAGUCAGUCCCCUCUGUGACCAUCCUCCUCAGGCCUCUGGAAGAAGAUGGCCAGGCCUGUGCGCACCAGCCCGCCCUGAGACCCGGCUCCGGGACCAGCCAUCUAUGAGUCCUGCGAAGCAUUUCAGCGGCCUGUGCUCUCACCCGGGCUGCCGUUCCUGAAGGUGUGGUCCACGCCUCUGCGGAUCAGAUGGCAGCCACCGUUCCCCAGGAUCAGGGAGGUUGUCAGCCACACUCUGCAGUACUCAGAAACCUGUUCUUUGACUCCAAAGCCAGAGAAAGAAUUCUCCCUUUGAGGCCUAACAAAUUGAGAAGGAACCAUGAUGGACUGCUUCCAAAACAGACGGGGCAGGGGCCAAAAAGCAGAAACCAGGCGGUGCUGGAAGGAAGGCUGAGGUAGAGACGCAGCCACCCUGCUCUGCUCCUCCAGCGUGUGUCUGACGCUCGUGCAAGGUGAUGAGCCAUCGUACGGACCAGCAGAGGCAAUGUUAACAUAAGGUGGAGUUCAGACACUUUUCAUCUAUAGUGGGGCUGGCAGCCUUUCUCUGUAAAGGGUCAGACAGUAAAUAUUUUCAGCUUUGCAGACCAGAGGUCCCUGUGGCCACAGCAGCACAGACACAGCCACAGGCAUGUAAUUGAAUGGCUGUCUUCCAAUAAAAACCUACUUACAACAGGCAAUGGCCAAGUUGGCCCAUGGGCCAUAUUUGUUGAACCCUGUCCUAUGAGAUCAUCUCAGCCUUAAACAGUGGAAGCCAUCCCCUGAAUGACAAGUCACAAAGGCAUCAAAGACCCCUGAAUGUUCAUGGAAAAAAGCGAUCCAGCCCCCUACUUGGAAAGCUGAGGCACACAGCCACAAAGCAGCAAGGACUCCGCACAAGUCUCAGCACAGCAGGGACGGGCGCCUGGGCUGGCUGCACAGUAUGUAAGUCCCUUCAGUCCAUGACUCUAGAAAUGCCGUGUCAGGCUUUCAGGUAGUCAGCACGAUCUUAGACUUCCACAUCUUCACAAGCAGGAUAGUGCAUCACCUCACCACAUCUGCUUCCCGCCAUGCUUCUGGGCAGCUGUCUACCCCCUGCUGAUGUUACAACCAAAGAAGCCAGUCCCACCUCCUUGCAUGUUGAGCCUCAUGAGAGCUGACCUAGCUGGAAAGCAAGCACCCUGCCGCGUCUCCCUGCCUCUGCUCAGAACCAGCAUUCCAGCCACAAAGAGGGCCUCCUUCCUUUUGUCUUUUAAAAUCAUGUUUUUUUUAAGAGUUAGAGUAUAUUUUAGGCUUUUUAUCUUUAUUAAAAUUUCAUGUGCAUCUG